Molecule: messenger RNA, 1131 nt
Organism: Gasterosteus aculeatus aculeatus (three-spined stickleback)
Lineage: Eukaryota; Metazoa; Chordata; Actinopteri; Perciformes; Gasterosteidae
Product: putative ferric-chelate reductase 1
Biological process (GO): regulation of postsynaptic membrane neurotransmitter receptor levels; regulation of glutamate receptor signaling pathway
Source: RefSeq, a predicted model, not a curated record
GGAAGUCCCUCCCCCUCCUCCUCCGUCAACACCACCUGUGGGCUCUGACCUCGGAUUUAAGUCGCCCUGCGGAGAUCGAACUCAUUCAGACGAGCAGAGACACGGAACCCGCUCACCUCUCACGCCCACAGCGCAGCUUUGUUUGAAGAAUGGAACGUGGAUUCAUCCUGAUCGCGGCGCUGGUCCUCUAUGCGUCACCGGCUGUCCAAGGAACGAAUCAUCUGAAGUUUUCCAACAACACGCAGGUAAACAUCACUCGAACAAGUUGCGGAAGCAACAAACUGUGUCUGUCGGCGCCAGACAGCUGCGACCCCACAGGAACCGGCCCCUGCCUGUUUGGGUCCGCGGCCGCUGUCCUCCCCGUGCUGCCCAAUGGCACCACGCUGUCAUUCCAACUGCAGGGCGAGUCCGCGGGCUACGUGGCACUGGGCCUGUCCCUGAGCGCCUCAGAGGCAGCCACCAUGCUUUUCGUUUGCGCUUCUAACGGCACGUCGUUCUUGUUCUUCACGCGGGCGACGAACAACUCCAACACCAACGCGACGCUCAUUCCCAUUGAGAGGAAUACAACAAACAUCCGUGGCGCGGUGAACGGAACCAGGAUCGGGUGUGAGUUUGACGUCCCAAACGUGAGCACCAGCACCACCCUCCGCACCGCACUCACCGUCACCCUCCUGCUCGGGACCGGCACGUUCAUCAGGGGUGAGCUCGGCCCCUUCAACAUAACCGCGAGGAGCGGCCCUCUGACCUUCGGCAACGUGACCCUGCCCCCCGUCAACGGCACGACGGCCCCCGUCAACGGCACGACGGCCUCCCCCACCGGCGGCGCCGGCGCGGUCCAGCCUCACGCUGUGCUUCUCCUGCUGAGCGUCCUCGCGCUGUCGGCCGCGCUGAGUGGAAGAAGUUAAAUGUAACUUUUAUACUUUCACCUGAAAGUAUAAAGGUGACUCAUUGCUCCCAUAAUUUUCUGAUUUUAUUUUUUGCAUUCUGACACCAAAGCCUGGUGCAGAUUGAAGGACUUGUCUGUUUCUUUGCAGUAAUUCCUGACUGUUAAACCUCCAGGUGUUUUUAUUCUUGAAUAUAAAAUGUAUCGAGUGAAAUGUUUUUGGAUAAAUGAAUAAAAGUUAAAUUAUA